This is a messenger RNA of Danio aesculapii, 3586 nucleotides long. RefSeq names its product sestrin 4 (gene sesn4). Gene Ontology annotation, molecular function: oxidoreductase activity, acting on peroxide as acceptor; L-leucine binding. Lineage: Eukaryota; Metazoa; Chordata; Actinopteri; Cypriniformes; Danionidae. Gene Ontology annotation, cellular component: nucleus. The transcript is spliced from 8 exons. The record is from RefSeq and is a predicted model, not a curated record. Bases 118 to 1452 code for a protein of 444 amino acids. Gene Ontology annotation, biological process: cellular response to leucine starvation; positive regulation of macroautophagy; negative regulation of TORC1 signaling.
CUGUAUGCCCGGACAUGUAGAUCUCACAGCGGCUUGGCCUUUUGUUAGCGAGUCGGUGAGAGGAGCCAAGAAAGCCGUAGGAGCCGCAUUCAUGCACUUAACGUUACAGCGAGGAAAAUGAUCAUCUGCACGAAAAACAUGGAUUAUCGCCUUGGAACCCAGUGUCAGUUUGUUCAGAAUCAGGUGAUGGUCAACUCUGAGAAAGAGCGUGCCUCUCUCUUGUGUAUGAAGGCUCUGGCCAACAGGGGGCGUCUGGACAAGGUGUCCCAGCAGAUGGCCUCUCACCCGCAGUACCUGGAGAGUUUCCUGCGCACACAGCACUACAUCCUCUAUAUGGAUGGCCCAUUGCCCCUGCCCUACCGCCACUACAUUGCCAUCAUGGCUGCAGCUCGGCAUCACUGUAGGUACCUGGUGUCUCUCCAUUCAGCUCAGUUUCUGCGUGUUGGCGGAGACCCGCUGUGGCUUCAGGGCCUGGAGGCGGCACCAGCUCGACUACAGCACCUCGAUCAUAUCAAUAAGGUCCUGGCCCAUCAGCCCUGGCUCACCGCUCGCUCGCACAUACAGGCUUUACUGAAGACAGGAGAGCAGUGCUGGUCUCUGGCUGAGCUGGUGCAGGCUGUGGUUCUGCUGGCCCACUGUCACUCCCUUUGCAGUUUCGUUUUUGGUUCCGGUUCUGAGUCAGACACCACUACCACUCCCAGAGUGCAUCACGGCACACCCCCUGGAUACUGCCUCUGUGAUGCUGCCAAUGGCAACACAGCUCUAUCACCACCUACUUCUGGACCCAUGGAGAAGAUGCUACGGAGAAGGUCCCUAGACUCCAGUUGCGACGUUGGUUGCCUUCGAGAACAAAUUCAUAAAUCACAGGAUGAGAUCAAGGAAAGAAAGGGAGACCGACUCCAUUCACAGACGCUUCUACAUUCAGAUGUGGAGGAGGAGGAGGAGGCCAUGUUUUCCACCGACCCCUCCCGCUUCGUCACAGAUCCAGAAUUCAGCUACCAGGAAUUUGCCAGACGAGAGGAGGACCAUUUCCAAGUAUUCCGGGUGCAGGACUACUCAUGGGAGGAUCAUGGCUUCUCGCUUGUAAACCGGCUCUAUUCUGAUAUCGGGCACUUGUUAGACGAGCGAUUCCGCAAUGUGGCGUCGCUUCCUUUCCCGCACAGUCCUGAUCUCAAGCGAGCCAUCUGGAACUACGUUCAUAGCAUCUAUGGCAUCAGAUAUGAUGAUUAUGAUUAUGGGGAAGUUAACCGGUUGCUGGAGCGUGGACUGAAACUUUACAUUAAAGCUGUGGCCUGCUAUCCUGACUCCGGCAAGACCCCGCUAUGCCCUCUGUCCUGGACUCCCAUCAAAGCUUCAGAGAAGGUUCAUGUGAAUUUGUUAGUGAUGGAGGCACGUCUGCAGGCCGAACUGCUGUAUGCGCUCAGAGCCAUCACUCAAUAUAUGAUCGCAUAGGACUCGAGCAUUCGGAGCACCAGAUGGACAUGGUACAAGGCAAAGAAAUACAAGCAGAGAUCUGUCUCUGUAUCUGUUGUCGCUGAGUUUACCAGUGUGAUGUAAGGUACUGCUGUGAACCGUUUCUUUGCCAAAGGUGAAACUUUAGAAGAAAAAAAAGUGCAAAGCAAUCGCUCUCACUCCUACUGUCGUUUUGCAUGUUCUCUUACUUCAUUUUGUUUCUGUAGUCGUCCUUUUGCGUGUAUACUUUCUAAUUUUCUACCUUUUUUUUAGUUUCCCAGAUGGUUAAUGUGCAAUUAUUUUUAUUCAGUUGUUAUUAAUACUUUUGUUUAAUUUCCUGUUGCUGUUUAAUUGAGUGAGAGACGUGUCCAACUGUCCAUUUCCAAGGUGAUCACAUUCUGGAAAGGUCAAAGCCAAUUGAAGUCAUUGUUUACAGAAAUGAGUGAUUGGACAAAGGCGCUCGCUUAAUGUGGCUUCCAGCUACUUCAUUUGAAUGUGGAAUAGUGAGACCAGAGCAAAAGUUUGGAGAAGGUUUAACAGAUGUAACUUUCUUUUUAAAUUGAGCACUUUUUAAGACAGAAUCUUUCUUUAGAAUAUAUCAAUAAGCUUUCGGCUGUGGUUUCGUUCAGCACACAGCAAGCAGUUUUCGAUUAGCGUUGAUGUUGUUCAUCAAAAUCUUUUCUUUUGGGUGCUAUGGAGAUUGAUUAUGGGUGCAUUUGUAGGAUCCAUAGUAAUUCAUCUCAGCAAGCAUCUUCCAAUGUGAAGAUCUAAAUUCAACCGGUUCAAACCAGUGAAGUGAAACCUCCUUCAAGUCUGUUUCAUGGUAGUGUCUUCAGUGUUCUUUAUACGGAUUAGCCAAAUGAACACAGUAUGUAUUCAAACUCCAUUGCAUCAUCUGCUAAUUUGGAAAACAGUUCAAGCAGGUCUUUAAUUUUGAGAGGUCGUCCACUUAAUUGGAUUUUGAAAGGGUCAGUGAAAUGUUCACUGGUCAUUGUUAAUUUACUAAAAGAAUGGAUCUUCAACAGUUAGAACUUCUUUUAAAAGAUUUUACAGUUUAAAAAUUAGGUCACGUUGUGAGGUUGAGGAGUUGUUAUUAUUAUUAUUAUUAAUAUUAUUGUCAGAAUAAGCUUAUAAAAUGGGAUUUUAUAGUCAGCACGCUGGUAUAGGUCAAAUGAAGGACUUCUGAUGAAACUAUUAAGAUGCGUAAAGGUUUGCGGUCAGCCUGUCGUCAUCUUUCCCAUAACUGACCUGCAUAAACUAUUAUUAUUAUUUUGCACUGAACCUUUUGCACAAAGUGUGGUUACAUCUGGCAGCUGUCAUUGUUACAAACCGUUUGGAGAGGUGCUCACUCCUCUAAUGCCAUAAAUAUAUACAGAUAUAUUCAAUGUCCAGUUUUGUUGACAAGGCCAAAUACCUGUACUGUGUUAAACUCUCAUCGGUCUGGUUACCAAAUUACAGUUAUCAGAAAGAAUCAGGCAACCCCUAUGGUUGGUUUUGUGUGUUUAUUUUAAAACAUUGCAUUACUUUUGUUCCUGUUGCAGUUAUAUACUCUUUCUUUUUUUUUUUUUUUUUUUUUUUGAGGAAGGUUGAUGUCAGUUUGCUCUUGUCUGGAUUGUUUGGAUUAAGAUACCACGGUAUGUUAAUAAGCAAAAAACGUGUACAGGAACCGCAGUCUGUGCUGGGAGCACGGUGCCUUUUGACUACUGAUGAGUCCAUGGCUCAUCAGUAUGGCGAAACUGGAAUGAAGUCUUAGCGAAGCCUCACGCUACUGCAUUCAUUCAAGCUGAGAACGGAUGAGGAGCCGAGGAACAUUCAUCAUCCUGUAGUAAACAUCUAGAGACAUUUGUCAGGACUGCAGCGUGCCCAUUCUACCUUAAGCAGGACUGUCUUAAAUGCUUGUUUGUGGAUGGUUGUCCCUGAAGCGUGGACAUUUCAGGAUGGUGCCUCAGCGGUUGAGACUGAAUGAGCAUGGCUUAUUGCCAAAAUGUUUAUUUACCACGUAAAUGUAGGAACUUUAAAAUUUAAACUGACCAAAAAGAAAAAAAAAACAAACAAACCUUGAAAAACCAAGCAAAAAAAGAGAAAGGUUUUGAAAUGUGAAAGCUUAUUUUUUCUAUAAAGAUAUGCAAUAUCA